AUGAGCGGUGUUUUCCAUGUGAUUGCAUUAUCGAUCAUUCGUUUUAUCUCGUUGAAUCAAAUCCAUCAAACAAGAAUAACUGAACUUUGGUUUAGUUACAGUAAAUGUUUGCGUACCAUAAUAUUAAUCAACAUCGGUGCCGUCUUGCUAUGCAUACCGUUCUUUUUCAACUCCGAAGUGCGCAAAGUACCAUCACAUCGGGAAUGUUCGGCACGAUAUCCGUCUAGAAGCAAUCUUCCGACGCAUGAACUUAGUUUCACCAUUCUUGCUAGCAGUACUGCUCUUGGACAAGUAAUUAUGAUAAAUUUUAUGGUCGUGGAGUUACCACAAGGUGUUUUUUCGGUUUUGUCAUCGGUGAAGGGAACAAGUUUUACGAGAUCUGAAUUAUUGGGAGAUUUAUUUGACAUCUUUUCAUUGCUCAAUUCCUGCAUUACAUUUGCUCUUUUUUGUUCGAUGAGUAGUCGUGUCCGAAAUGCAUUUGCUCAAGGAUUAUUUCCAUUUAACUACAAAUAUUUGCAACAAAUUAUUGAUAGGUUGAGGCAAAUUCCAGUAGUAAUUGAAAGCAGCAAUUCGAAUGAUGCAUGGACUACAGCUGAGAAUAAUGUUAGAUGA
Molecule: messenger RNA, 612 nt
Organism: Acanthocheilonema viteae
Lineage: Eukaryota; Metazoa; Nematoda; Chromadorea; Rhabditida; Onchocercidae
Source: the annotation of a GenBank genome assembly